CAAAAUCAAAACAAGGAAGUGCCAGCCGAGACCCCCCAAAAAAUGAAUCGGUGAAGUUAAAAAGAUUUAAAAACUCGAUCGUGUUGUUUGAAUAUACUUUGGCGUUAUGGGGAAACGUUUUGCUCGUGCUUUUCUCCAUUUUGGCAACAUAGCAAGCGGUGCAAGCGAUUUAAAAUUAAGAAUAUGUAGAAUCUCGGUUUGAGUUCGGUUAGCCUGGAUGGGCGCUGGUUCGGAGGAGAUGGUUCGGAGCGUGUUUCGAUCCGGGUUGUGGGUCCGAGCCGCGCACACACUUUUGACCUGGUCCAUCACCCUGAUCUUGUUCUUACACGACACCGACCUGCGUCGCUGUGAGGAGCAAGGAGAGCUGCUGAUUCCAGUAGUGUUUUUCCUUCUUGUUGUUUUGUCCGUGCUUUUGUACUUUGCUGUUUCUUUGAUGGACCCUGGGUUUGUGCUCAAAGAUGCAGCUCAGGCCUUAUCCGAGGAAACAGAGCAGAUGGUUCCUGAUUCGUCUGUGCCUCGUGUCCGUCGCUGUGGCUACUGUUUUUUAUUGCAGCCGAUGAGAGCGCGUCACUGUGCCGCUUGCGGACACUGCGUGCGUCGCUUCGAUCACCACUGUCCCUGGAUCAGUAACUGUGUGGGAGAAAGAAACCACCGAGUCUUUGUGCUCUACCUCUCUGUGCAGCUGCUCACUCUGCUCUGGGCCACACACUUCGCUCUGUCUGGGUUCUCUCCUGUUGCAUCUUGGGAGCGCUGGUUCAAGGUUCACAUUUUCCUGUUGGGGGCGCUGUCGGUGGUAGGCAUUUUUUCGCUGGUGGUCCUCAUACUUUUGGGCUGCCACCUUUACCUGGCGUCUGUGAACUGCACCACGUGGGAGUUCAUGUCCCGCCACCGCGUCUCGUACCUGAAGAGCAUCUCCGACGAGCAGAACCCUUUCGAUCGCGGAGUUUUCUGUAACUUAUGGGCGUUUUUCUGCGUGUGCCGAGCGGAAAUAUGGGAGCAAGUUUAUGUCAAAAAUUCAACCCUCAGCUCGGUCUAAAGGCAACAAAAUGGACACAGAAGGCUGUGUGUGUGUUAUUCUAAGCAGAGUAGUAAUAUAUGCAUAGAACAAGAAGGUGAUGGACCUCGAACGAAAAAGUUACACAGUGUAACUUUAAUGCCAUAGUGUGUAACUUUUUAUUGCACUGAAAAAUAUAGAAUGAUCUGUGUUCUUACUCUUGGACUUACAUCUCUAAAAAACUGGCUUUUUCUUUGUCUGGAGAAGGGCCGCUUUCUUAACAUUUCCAUGGAAACAAGCAGAUUUUGAAACCAAUUUUGUAUUUCGUCUUAUUGGCUUUUCCAUAUUAAUAGUAUGGAAAAGUAACUCUCACCACUGUCUAAAGGCAAGAAAAUGGACACAAGAGGCUUUUUGUGUGUGACUUUUUUAAUUGCACUGAAAAUUAUAGAACAACCUGUGUCCUUACUCUUGGACAGCGCCAAAAAACUGGCUCUUAUUUAACCUGGAGGAGGCCUUCUUCUGCUUGUUUCCGUGGAAAUGUUGAAAAAACUCUUUUUGAUUCUGAUUUUUGAUACCACUUUUGUAUUUCUUCCUAUUUGCUUUUACAGAUUAGAAUACACUACGGGAACAGAUUUAUGUCAAAAAGCAACAGUCAACACUGUCUAAAGGCAACAAAAUGUACCAUAUUUUCUGAACUAUAGGGCACUCUGGAUUAUAAGGCGCACUGUCAUUAAAUGGUCUAUAGAGGCUUUGCACUGUCACGUGUCCCCAUGGCAACAGUAACUACACCGCCAUGACACAGGGCACACUAUGCCAUUGACUUCAGCAGCAUCGGAGAAACAUGGGCAGGUUUUGUUGUGUAUUUGGUUGUUCUAGAUGCUCUGAUAGGGAUAAAACGAUUCGUUUCUUCACUGUUCCUCUGGAAAUUACUCAUCAGGAGCUCAAACAAGGGAAUUACAGAAAAAAAAGACGGGAAUUAUGUUUAGAGAACAUAAACCACAAAGAGAUUUCCUAUGGUACCAUCAAGACACGCUCACGUCACUUUCAUCAAGGUAUUUACUAUUUAAAUUGUUUCAUAGCUUAUUUAAUAAGAGAAGCACAUUUACUGAACUAAAAUGUAAAAAGAAAACAUUUGCAGUGUGAGUGGCAGUAGAAACUGUAUUUUCCAACGCACAUAUAAACAUGUUACUCGUCAUAGGACCGAUGUUUUCUUUAUUGUCUUGCUUAUCCACAAUUUUGUCUUCUAGAAUUAAUCACUUUUUGCAAGUAGAUCUUUCUUACGUUCGCGAGGAUCUUUUCAUGGCCGAUUCUUUUGAGGUUCGGCUCACAGAAUUUUCGACUCGUGCGCCAUGUUGAUCAUAGGAGCCCAAUGUGGGUUCGUUCAAUCAUAAAAUAGUGCAGGUUUUCCUGGAUACAUUUAUAAAAUUUUUGUUCAGUAAAUGUGCUUCUCUCAUUAAAUAAGCUAUGAAACAAUUUAAAUAGCAAAUACCUUGAUGAAAUUUUGCGUGUCUUGAUGGUUCUCUUCGCGGUUUAUAUUCUCUAGCCAUAAUCCGUGUCUUUUUUUCAAUAAUGAUGAGUAAUUUCCAGAGGAACAGUGAAGGACCGAAUCGUUUUAUCCCUAUCAGAGCGUAUAGAACAGGGGUGUCAAACUCAUUUUGGUCCGGGGGCCGUAUCCAAACUACUUUGAUCCCAAAGGGACCGGAUCAGAAAACUCAUGGCAUAUAAACCCCAAAAAUAACAAUAAGUUCAAAUAUUUGUGCAGAGAAACACAAAUCUAUUACAGAAAUCUUUUUUUAAUUGAUGAACUCUUUCUUUUACAAAAUAUUAUAAUAUUAUGAACAACCUGAAACUUUAAGAAAAAUGUAAUUUCAACACAGUGUUUUAACAUUAAAUUGUAUGUAAAUAAGAAUAAGUAUUUUUUUUUUUUGAAAAUCCUGCACUCAGCUCCACUUUCCUCAUUUUUGACAUUUUGUUGAUGAGGGUGUCACGAUCAACAGUCAAAACGAUCGUCCUUUAAGAGCGUUUGGAAAGAGACAAGUCUUCAUUUGUGCUGCUCUGGUGGGAGGGGCCACGUACAGAGACACUGGAGACACUGAUAUGAUAAGCACCGCAGAAAAUACAAUAUUUUAAAAGAAAAUAUAAUUAAAAUAUUUUAGUAGAAAAUCAGCAGAGGGCCACAUUAAAGGUCUUGGAGGGCCGGAUCCGGCCCCCGGGUCUUAUGUUUGACACCUGUGGUCUAGAACAACCAAAUACACAACAAAACCUUCCCAUGUUUCUUUGAUGCUACUGAAGUCAAUGACAUAGUGUGCCCAGUGUCAUGGCAGCAUAGGUACUGUUGCCAUGGGGGACACGUGAUGGUGCAAAGCCUCUAUUUUCAAACUUUUUUCACAAAUAAACCGCGUGGGACUUUAAAGGAAACACAACAGUUUGAUGGGUAAGUGGUUUUCUUUGUUUGUGGCGUUCACGGUGACUCUGGGCUUUGUUCAGUUGUGGCGUGUAGGGAGGGUGCUGUCUGGGAUCAACGGAUUGUCGGCAUGUUCGCAGUGACUCAGUUGUUCAGUCGUGUCUAGAAGUGGCACAUUGCACUCGCUUUUUCAGUUUGUUCCUCCAUUCCGUUCCUCGUUGGCGUGGAGUGAUGAGUGUGUCUGUGGGUGUUUUUGGGUGUUUUUGGCUGCGCGGUCGCUGUCUGGUCCAUGUGUGUUUGUGUGCGACACCUGAGUGGAUUCGUGUAUAGGGCGCUCUGGAUUGUGGGGCGCACAGUCGUUUUUUAAUGGGGUUAGAGGCUUAAGAGGGCGCCUUAUAGUGCAGAAAAUAUGGUACAGAUGAAUGGAUUACCAUUUGGUUAGUGGGUGUACCCUUAACCCUCUACUCUGCCACUGGGGGUCUUCAACUGAAAAACUAUCAUUUUGUGGAGAUUUUGAUACUAAUUUUGUAUUUCGUCUUGGCUCUUACAGAUUAGAAUGCGGUCUGAAGUAUGGGAAUAAAUUUAUGUCAAAAAUAACUGUCAAUGCUCUCGAAAGGCAACAAAA
This is a messenger RNA of Boleophthalmus pectinirostris (great blue-spotted mudskipper), 4023 nucleotides long. RefSeq names its product palmitoyltransferase ZDHHC12-A-like. The record is from RefSeq and is a predicted model, not a curated record. Gene Ontology annotation, biological process: peptidyl-L-cysteine S-palmitoylation; protein targeting to membrane. Gene Ontology annotation, cellular component: Golgi apparatus; endoplasmic reticulum. The transcript is spliced from 5 exons. Bases 218 to 1036 code for a protein of 272 amino acids. NCBI's taxonomy places the organism in Eukaryota, Metazoa, Chordata, Actinopteri, Gobiiformes, Gobiidae. Gene Ontology annotation, molecular function: protein-cysteine S-palmitoyltransferase activity.